AUGGCAGACGUCGAACUUCAAUCUGCAUCGACCUCGGUCUUGGAAGACUGGUGUCGCGAUUUCAACAUCAAGCCGCCUCAGCGGAAACUUGGGAGAAGAGCCAUCAUAGCUCAACUACGGAAGCAUUUGGAGUCCACGGCUUCACAGGCGGCACGUUUGCCCCUAAGUGCAGUUACAAAGCGCUUGAGAACAAAGACUCCAGAUCCACACCGGCUGUGGGUUCACGCAGACAUAGGGUCUUUCGAUGAUGCAGCCGGCGCUCUGACGACGCCCUCAACGGCCGUGUGUUCCAACUUGGGUUUCUUGGACAAGAGGGAACAUCAUCUUCUUGGGCAUCCCGUAGCGAAGCUACCUAUCUCUUUCUCUGCCAGGCCACUCGAGCUACCAACUCCGUCCAAACACGAAGUUCCAGCUUCUAUCUGGAAGAGAUGCCGUCGCAAGACUUCCAUGUCAGAGCUAUCCGGUGCGAGGGCAGCGGUGCAGCACACCGUCAGCCGCAAGACGACCGGUGAAUCCGAAGCUUUGUCGAAAGCAUGUUCGGAGGAUGUCGGCGCCGGCCCAGCCAGCUGGCUUGGCAAGCGUCGCCGCAUCCUGAUGCCAGUGCUCCCUACACGAGAAGUCCUGAGUGGAGGUGAACAGCUCCUGAAUGCGCGAAGCCCUGAGCGGCUUCAGUCUGAGCCGGAAGAUGCAGAUGUGCACAGCCUGCCUGGCACGCCGAAAGCUUGCCAGUCUGCAGGCCCAUCAUCCGUGAUCAAGGAUCUCACUCCUGCCUCGAAGCUCGUGCGUCUCUCGAUCGCUGCAGCCGAGCUCGAUGUUUCCGCGCGCGAGCCACGCUUGGUCGACUUUGCAACUGGAAUGCUGCACGUGCUUCCCAGCAAUGGCGUUGUGGCUCUGGGUCGAUGCGUUGGCUGUGAAAUUCCUGUGCAGAGUCCUGUAGUGGAGACCCGACACUGUGUACUAGUUUGCUGUUCUGGCACGGUGACAGUCGAAGAUGUCAGUGCUAGUGGCACUGCGGUAAAUGAUGCGCAGCUGCCCAAAGGCGACUUCUUGCCACAACCUCUCGUGCUGCAGCGCGGAGACGUUCUUGCUCUUGCACCCCCCGACGGGCCGACCUUCCUCUUCUUGGAUGCUGCUUGCAGUUAG
Molecule: messenger RNA, 1143 nt
Organism: Symbiodinium sp. CCMP2456
Lineage: Eukaryota; Dinophyceae; Suessiales; Symbiodiniaceae
Source: the annotation of a GenBank genome assembly